Molecule: messenger RNA, 1805 nt
Organism: Penicillium brasilianum
Lineage: Eukaryota; Fungi; Ascomycota; Eurotiomycetes; Eurotiales; Aspergillaceae
Source: the annotation of a GenBank genome assembly
UCCAGGUCUCCGCCUCCUCACCUUCCAACUUGGAACUUACUCAACAUCAUCCACAAACCAGAGAGCUGGCCUCUUGACAGAAACUCUCAACGCUCGUUUAUUUCCUCUUCCGUUUUUAUCCGGUCCUUGGUGACCCUACACCCACAGCCAUGAAGCUGUCCAGUUCCGCUCAUUAUUCGCUCCUCUUCUGGGCCGCCAUCUCGGGUCUCGCCAACGCUGCCUCGGAUCAUAACUCUCACCUCAACGAUGACGCCCCUUGUGUAGCUCGCUCACCAACGAGCGGCCUCUACUUUGAUCUCAAUGCGAUCUCGCUAUCGCCACCGCAAAUGAAGAACGGCAAGAAGGUCGAGAAGGAUGCGAGGGAAGAAAGCUGGCACGCCAAAGGGCACGACUACCCCGCGAAUUUCACCGUGAACGUCUGCGCGCCGGUCAUUGAAGAUAUCGAGGAUGUCGUUGGGGUAGAGUCUUCGCGGUGGAAGAAUGUCAGCGCAUAUUACGAGCAAGCGGGGAAGAUAUACUCGAUAGGUGAGCAAGCUUCCGAACCCUUCUUUAGGGGUCGCAAGCUUGUCCUCAACUAUACGAAUGGCUCCCCAUGCCCCGGUGAUUGGAACACCGCCAGCAAGAACUCCUCCGCGCGCACCAAAUCCACCAUCAUGUCCUUCCUCUGCGACCGUGAUGCACCGGCAAACACGGCCACAACUUCCUUCGUGGGUACCAUGGAUUCAUGCACAUAUUUCUUCGAGGUUCGCAGCUCGGCUGCAUGUGGAGGAAUCGCAGUGGACCCGAAUGACGGUGGGCUGGGGCCGGGUGGAGUCUUCGGUGUGAUUAUGCUCAUUGCUGUGGCUGCUUACCUAAUUGGUGGCUGCGCGUAUCAACGGACAGUCAUGCACCAGCGCGGUUGGCGCCAGUGCCCUAAUUUCAGCCUAUGGGCUGGCAUGUUCGAUUUUGUCAAGGUAUGUCUCCUGGUGUUGGUGCCAUGUCGGUCUCAAAGGUUCAGGCAUGGCAAUGUAUCUUCGUACAAGUAUGGAGAUUCAAGCUCGUCCGGGUUACCCGUUUCUCGGUUGGAUUGAGAUGGCUCUAGCUGGUCUAGAGUCCAAUUGCAUCAAAAGGGCGCGUGCUUGGUUCUUGGUAUUUGUUUCAUUCAUUCAUUCAUCUUCUUGGGUUGCCUUGCUCUGUGGAUGGUCCCGGGUGUGUCAUUUCCAUGCAGGUGUCGCUGCAGCAUCCUCGCGCGUCCACUACGGCAUGUAUAUCCCUGGUGACUUUCAGAGAAAGACGCCACAAUUUCCACUCUGCGGUGCACUUGUUUGUUCUCUCUCAGUUUAGCCAGUUACGAGUAUUUCAUUGUACCCAGUACUUCAGGAAUCUUGCUUUAUGCCAUUGCCUCGAGAGACUUGACUGUGAUUUUGCUUUAUGGCCGUUCCUGGGAGAGGGCUCAGGCUGACCGUCUCUUCUUUGCCCAACAUCAGGACAUGUUCGUUAUCAUUUUCUCGUCACUUGGGAGGUGCCUUCGCCUCAAAAGAUCCCCUUCGAGCAGCGGAUAUGUCCGCGCUGACGGUGACAGCCGUCGCGGGUUCAUGGGUGCGAUUGGUGGCCGAGGUGGUGGUGGACAAGGCGGGCGACGGGAUGUGGAUGCUGAGAAUCGACUCAUAGAUCAGCUUGAUGAGGAGUGGGAUGACUAGAAGAACUGUAUCUUGAUCUUUACUCGUGAACUCGGCAUGGUACCACUUGCCUUUUCGGGUAUUCGCUCGGUAUAGAAUUAGGUUGCCGCAUUGGAUACAAUCAAUGAUUUAAAUGUUCAAAAUGGU